This is a messenger RNA of Mercenaria mercenaria, 726 nucleotides long. RefSeq lists its product as uncharacterized. Gene Ontology annotation, molecular function: acid-amino acid ligase activity. Gene Ontology annotation, cellular component: cytoplasm. NCBI's taxonomy places the organism in Eukaryota, Metazoa, Mollusca, Bivalvia, Venerida, Veneridae. The transcript has a single exon. The record is from RefSeq and is a predicted model, not a curated record. Bases 1 to 726 code for a protein of 241 amino acids.
AUGACGCUCACAUCUUACGAUAACUACCGGAAAUAUGCUGAAAUGAUAAAAGAAGAUGGUGCAGAAAACAUACUUUUUCCCGGAAAAGCUUACUUUCUGGCGCUUACUUCCGGUACAACUUCCGGUAAAAGCAAAGUAUUUCCGAAAAGCCAAAAAGCGCGGAAUAAGGCGAUGCCAUGGAUUCUUGCAAUGAUAUACAAUAUGGUAUAUGCUACUGGAAAUCAACUCCUGAAGAAGUGGCUGUAUGUUAAAAUUGUUCCAAAGCUAAUUGUCACAAAUUCCGGAAUAGAAUCUGGACCCAUUGCAGCCGUUACAUACAAAUUCAACUUUCCAUUUUCAGCAGUACCAAAUCUUUCCGUACAAACUGAGUACGAAGCUCUGUACAUUCACUUAGCAUUUAGUCUUGCAGAAGAUGACGUGUGCUGUUUUUCAACAAUGGUGUCAACAACAGCAUUAUCCUUGUUCACAGUAAUGGAGAAGAAUUGGAGCUCGCUCUGCAAUGACAUAGAAAAUGGGGCACUUUCAGAAAAUUUGGACGUUUCUGUUCUUGAAAGAAAUCGAUUAAAUAGGCUGUUGAAACCUAAUCCAAAGCGUGCUGCCUUCUUGAGGAAAGAAUUUGGUAAAGGAUUUAAGGCUAUUGUGUCUAGAAUAUGGCCGACCUGUCCGUGUCUUCUGGCAACAAUUAAUGUUACGCUCUUUCACAGGUCUACCGAUUCACUGACUUAG